AUGUUUGCGUCAAUUCAUAGUGUAAGCCAAAUGACAUGGCAUCAUACAAAUUCUAAUAGUUCAGGCAUGAUGCGAUAUCCAUCUGAUGGCGAGGCAUGGAAACACUUUGAUAGAGUACAUACAGAUUUUGUAGCAGAACCCAGAAAUGUCAGGCUUGGAUUAUGCUCAGAUGGUUUUACUCCUUAUAUCAUAUCGUCAACAAUUGCCUAUUAUUGUUGGCCAAUUAUUUUUAUCCCGUACAAUAUCCCUCCUGAGAUGUGCAUGACAAAACCUUACAUGUUUUUGACAUGCCUCGUUCAAGGACCAUCAAUUCCAAAAGCGGGAAUAAAUAUUUAUUUGCAACCUUUAAUUGAUGAUUUGAAGAGGUUGUGGAUUGGAGAAUGGACUUAUGAUGUGUCUCGUAAACAAAACUUUAAUAUGCGAGCUGCUUUUAUGUGGACAAUUAAUGACUUUCCUGCAUAUGUCAUGUUGGCUGGUUAA
Messenger RNA from Lathyrus sativus (Indian pea), 480 nucleotides. Lineage: Eukaryota; Viridiplantae; Streptophyta; Magnoliopsida; Fabales; Fabaceae. The record is from the annotation of a GenBank genome assembly.